This is a messenger RNA of Diorhabda sublineata, 657 nucleotides long. Its product is annotated as ATP-dependent DNA helicase PIF1-like. Bases 1 to 657 code for a protein of 218 amino acids. Lineage: Eukaryota; Metazoa; Arthropoda; Insecta; Coleoptera; Chrysomelidae. The transcript has a single exon. The record is from RefSeq and is a predicted model, not a curated record.
AUGACAGAAAAGUUAGAAAAGCUCACAAAAGUAUACACCGUUAGUGCUGUAGACAUAUCAUUGGAUCCUAAAACAUAUGGUCAAAAACUACGAGAGGAAUACUUACCUGAAGAUCCCAAUAAAACAGGUGGUAUACCAAACCAACUCAAAUUAGGUGUAGGCUCUCGAGCCAUGCUACGACGGAACAUCAAUGUUAACCAUGGGCUGGUUAACGGUGCUAUGGGUGUUAUCCAACGUAUAGAUUGGCCAGCACUACGCAGAGAGCAGUUGGAGCCGGGAGAACUGCCACAAGCAGUAUUUGUGGAGUUCGAUGACCCAAAUAUAACAGGGAACCGACCUGGUAUUGGAGUCCGGAUAGAGCCUUGUGCUACAGAAUUUGAUACUUCACGUGGUAAAGACAAGAUCGAGCGACGAAUGCUACCCUUAAUUUUAUGCUGGGCAGUGACGGUGCGUAAAUUACAGGGCACAACUUUAGACCAAGCAGUUGUAGAUUUAAGUAGAAACUUAUUUGCAAAAGGUCAAGCUUACGUUGCUUUGAGCAGAGUGAAGACUCUCUCCGGACUUGCUAUUAGUUCUCUUGACCCUAACAAAUUGCUUAAUCAACCACAUGACACAAACUCAUUCAAGGAAUUAAUCCGGUUACGUAAUCUUAACUAA